This is a messenger RNA of Asterias rubens (European starfish), 1482 nucleotides long. Its product is annotated as carbohydrate sulfotransferase 3-like. Bases 6 to 1250 code for a protein of 414 amino acids. Gene Ontology annotation, biological process: N-acetylglucosamine metabolic process; sulfur compound metabolic process. Gene Ontology annotation, molecular function: N-acetylglucosamine 6-O-sulfotransferase activity. The record is from RefSeq and is a predicted model, not a curated record. The transcript has a single exon. NCBI's taxonomy places the organism in Eukaryota, Metazoa, Echinodermata, Asteroidea, Forcipulatida, Asteriidae.
UUGAAAUGGCUCAACAAACCUCAGCUUCUAGAAACGUUAGUAAAGUUUUCCUUGUUGGAGCAGCAGGCUUUUUAUCGGCAGCGUCAAUAUUCAUGCUCGCUGGUGGUGCUGCGUGGCUGGAUGGUACCACUUACCAACCUAUUCCUCACAUUGGUUUUCAGAAUUCCAGACAGUACUCGCUUUGUACUCAAACUCAGGACAAACACAUGACAACUGAAGACACUCCAAGCGGUGUGAAGAUUAUCAUCUUAGCGUCGAUGAGAACUGGAUCUUCCUUCGUUGGUCAAAUGUUCGGCCAAAACAGUGAUAUUUUCUACCUAUUUGAACCCGGCACAUUCCUUCAAGCUGCCCUCCGCCAACGAGGUGAUAUAUUCUCGCAGUCGCUUUACAUUGAUAUGUUGGACAGCCUUUAUCGGUGUAACUUGACUGGCUAUGAAUAUUUUUCAAAAUGGUUGUCGACGCUGGUCCCGGCAAGUUUGUUACAGAAAGCCCCGGAUAUGUACAAACUGCUUUGCUCCGAGCCAGAUAUUUCGUCUAAAAAAAAGGUACAGUGUGGGAAAACGACACCUCAACAUUUCAUGCAAACAUGUAUGGAUUUGAAGAAAGUUGCGAUCAAAUCAAUUCGUAUCUCUGAUAUUGGAAGUCUGUUACCGUUGAUCAAAGACAAGACGAUCAAUCUGAAAGUGAUUCAUCUCGUUCGUGAUCCGAGAGGGAUGAUCGCUUCUCGUGUGCUUGCCUUGAACGAAGGUAAGAAAACGGCGGACAAAUUGGAAACAUUUACGGACGACACAAAGGCAUCACUUAUCAAUUACUGUCGGAACAAUUUGCACAACACGGACGUGGGGACCAACAUGCCCAAAUUCCGAGACAACUAUUUACUCCUGAGGUACGAGGAUGUCUCUUUGGAUCCACACGAAGCGGCUCGACGCAUCUAUAAUUUCACCGGUCUUGGUGCUGUUCCUGGGAACGUGUCCAGGUGGAUUCAAGAACACACGAGUGCUCACGUAGCCGGGACUUACUCCACCUCACGAGUGUCAAGUCAAGUCUACCAAUCUUGGCGCUCUAGAAUCAGUUUCCCAACUGUUAAAACCAUUGAGGAAGUUGGAACCUGUUCUCAAAUGAUGCAAAGAUUUGGCUAUCUCCCAGCUAAAGAUCAAGAACAUCUGACUAAUAUAAAAAUCUCCAUUUUAUCUGACAAUGUGCCGGAUCAUGUCAAACGGGAUAUAUACGCCUAUGACAAACCAUACUGACUGGGUUAAAGUUUAGAGAAAUUUCUUUGAGGUUUGGGCUACACGUUUUAAAGGGUUCUAUUCCUCGUUUAGUUUUGAUCAUUAUCAGUUUUGAAAAUGUUAUACACGUGUGUUAUUUGAGGAGGCAGUUGGCAAACUUGUGUUUUAUUUGACUUUGUUGGAGCCAACUCCUCCACUUCCAGGAUAAGUGGAUGAAAUAUUAUACAAAGGAGCAAAAUUCCACCACUAAAAU